Monosiga brevicollis MX1 is the source of this 2598-nucleotide messenger RNA. RefSeq lists its product as uncharacterized. The record is from RefSeq and is a predicted model, not a curated record. Bases 1 to 2598 code for a protein of 865 amino acids. Gene Ontology annotation, molecular function: protein binding; transmembrane receptor protein tyrosine kinase activity; ATP binding. The transcript is spliced from 7 exons. Gene Ontology annotation, cellular component: signaling receptor complex. Gene Ontology annotation, biological process: cell surface receptor protein tyrosine kinase signaling pathway; protein phosphorylation; multicellular organism development. Lineage: Eukaryota; Choanoflagellata; Craspedida; Salpingoecidae.
AUGGGGGUGGCUUGCGCUGCUGUGGUACAGGCGCGGCCGUGUCGUCGAGGAUGGCGGCGGGUCUUGUACGCCGUGCUUCUGUCGUGCACCUGGCUAUCCGGGGCUGGCCCCGCCUUGGUUGAGGGGGCUGACUUGGCUUUCCCUGGCUGUCCACUCAAGAUUGUGCACCCCCACAAUACCGAGUUUAGUAACAGACCUGGUGAUGUGUACUCCUGUACGCCCCCACCUUUGGAGGAUUUGGUGCAAAUUGGUUCCAUCUGCCAGCUCAACACAUCGAGCGAGAUUGUACAGCAGAGUCCGCAGGACUUGCCUUGGGGAACCCUGCGUUGCAACGCGCAACUGGUCUUUUUGACCGUUCCAGACACUCCACUUUCCCCCUUUUAUCAAAGCCUGGGCUGUGAGGUCACUUGGGAUGCCCACGGGUUUGCAGCCCUCGACUGUGAUGGCCGCCGAGCUCAAACACUUGGCCAGCCGUAUCUUCGGGAAAUGCCCCACGGCGGCAUGCCUUUUAAUCUUCGGCGCCUUACCCUACGCCAUCAUUUGAUUCGCAGCAUCUUCCAUCACAAUGUUUUUGCGCUGCAACAACUUCAAGAGCUUGACGUGAGUCACAACCGAAUUAGCAUGAUCAGCCAAUCUGCGCUGGCCCAAGCUCCAGAACUCCUCUACCUCAACCUUAGUCACAACAUUCUCGAGACAUUGCGACCCGAACACAUGCCCAACCUUCAUGCACUCCGCGUCUUAGAUUUGCGUGGCAACACUUUUCGGGAGUUGCAGGCAGAUCUCCUGGCCAUCGUCAUGAGCCCAGACUGCGAAGCAGUGUACCUGCCCGAGGGUUGUUAUCGCGUAGAACCCCAAUCCUGCCGCUCCCUCAUCGCCUCUAGUAACACAUCUCUGUGCAAUGUUGUGAAGCCCGUGCUUUUGCCUUGCUCGAAUGAAAGCAGCACCGCGCCUGCCAUGAUCACGGCCACGGCAUACUGUGACGGUGUCGUGGACUGCGCCAAUGGAGCAGAUGAAGUCGACUGUACUCAGUUGUGGCAGGUGCAGGGCAUGGACGUCCUGCAGCAGUGCUCCAAUGGUAUUCUGCAAGCCACUUGGUACAAAGGCUUGCUCAACCUCUAUCCGACCGACCCCUUUUACGUCUCUUUAUGUGCGGGGUUCUUGCAUGCGCUCAGCAUCCGCAUUGUCGCUGCACCCAACGCCUCCAGUCCGCGCGCGGAUAUCGUCUGGACAUCCAUUCUUGAUGAACGAUUUGCUUUUGUGGAAGCAAGCCGAACCACCAUUUAUCUGUUGAUCAAGCAAGCCGUGCACAAUGGGCCCUCUGAAAGUGAUUGGCCCAUCAUUCUGGCAAGCACAACAUCCGCCACGCCCGGCCAACCAAACUCAACUGCUGGCACCUUUACAACUGCCAGCUCCCCAAGCCAUCACGCAAAGAGAGUGCAAACCAUCGUCGUCAUUGUCAUAGCUCUCGUCGGGCUGGGCGUUAUCUUGGCCGUGGCCGGCGUUGUAUUUUGGCGCCGAGGUCAACAUCACCAUUUGUUGCAGGGUUUGGGUGGGCUCGCGUCGGCUCAAGUGUUGGAGCGAGCCAUCAUCGGCAUUGCUCUUUCAGAGCACAAGCCGCUGCUUGAGCGCCUCGAGCUUUGGUGCGCAGAUAUGCAGUCCAACCGCAUUGCCGCGAGUCAAGUGCAUGUUCGUGAACAGCUGAGCCGCGGACGAUUUGGCGCCAUUUAUCUGGGCGCGCUGACCUUUCAGUCCGCCCCAGUUAUCAUCAAAGAGCCCUUGAGCAGUACACCAGAGGCUGUCUCCAUGGCCAUCUCCGAGCUGUUGCUGCUGGGCGCUUGUCGGCACGAAAACAUUGCCAAGGUGAUUGGGGUUUUCAGUCAAGGAGACGGAAGCUUGGCGCCUACGCUCGUGAUUUCAUACUACGCAGGGGGCGAUUUACGCUCCUAUCUACAGCGGCACCGCGGCUGGCAAGAGCUACCCGAUGCGCACUUUGUGACUGCCAUUGUUUGCCAGCUCGCGUCUGCCCUGGCCCAUUUGGCCUCGUUGCAAGUUGUUCAUCGUGAUGUGGCCGCGCGGAAUGUGCUUUUAGUGCAUGCCAAUGGUCUCACAACAGAACCAAAGGUGGUUCUCAGCGACUUUGGUCAUGCCCGUGUCAUGCAGCGAUCGGGUUCAGGAAGAGCCUUGCGGGGCGCCACAGGGGACGAAAAUGGGGAGUUGGAUGAGGACAGCGGCCAGUAUUAUCGCCAACGGGGCCUUCUGGAGACGGCGACACGGUGGCAGCCUCCAGAAGUGUUGCGAGAGGACAGGUUUAGUCCGGCCAGUGACGCUUGGUCGCUUGGUGUCCUAAUGUAUGAGGUCUGGACUUUUGGACAAGUUCCUUACGCUGAAGUUGUGCGGGAGGCAGAUGUGCUACGCGCCAUCUUGCGAGGAGCGCGCCUUGCACUCCCGGAGGGCGUGCGCUCGCGGGCGCCCCAGCUGUUCAAGUUGUGGCAAAGCUUGCAGGCCACCGAGCCGGAACGACGCCCUGUGGGCGAUCAAGUUGUGUUGCACCUCAAGGCCGAAGAUGGGGAACCGAAGGAAGAGGAAAGCGCGGUCUAA